UAAGUAAAUUUCAAUAGACAUAAUGAAAAAUUUGUGAAAUACUCCUUCUAAGAAAGCUGCAUGGGAAAUUGCAGGUCAUGUGAGCCUAGGUCCACGGUCACAGCCAAGUUAAUUCUCGUAGACGGAGAGCUAGAAGAAUUUCCAUGUCCAAUAAAAGUGUCAAAUUUGCUUGAACAAAAUCCAGAUUGUUUCAUAUGCAAUUCAGAUGAAAUGGGAUUUGGCGAAUUUGUUUCGGCCAUUGAUGGCGACGAGGAGCUGCAGCCGGGAGAGCUCUACUUUGAGCUGCCGUUGAAGUGGUUGAGCCACCGGCUGCAGGUUGAGGACAUGGCUUCUUUGGCCGUGAAAGCCAGCGUUGCUCUUACAAGAAGUGAUGGGAUUACUAAGUGUUGUGGGUCUAAGAAGGUAGGUCCUAUGAUACUGUUUCACGAGAAAGAUGACAAGGCAAGGCCUCUCCUGGCGGCGGAUGGUGGCGGUCGAGCAUAUAGCUGUAAAGGUCGCAAAUUUGAUUCAAAACUGAGUAUAGUGCUUGAAGAGUAAGGCCUAAAAUCUCUUCAGCUCUGGAAUUUCCUUGAGAAAGUUCAUGUUUUUGUGGUGUUGUUCUAGGAAGACCCAACUCACCCAUACGCUAUACCUAUGUAUACAAUUUUAGGGUCUUCUGUGCAGUUUUGUGAUCUAAACAAUUUUUUCCCUCUGCUUUUACGAAUCGUAACAAGUAAUAUAGUGGACUUAAGAGUUCCAAUAUAGUU
This is a messenger RNA of Olea europaea var. sylvestris, 746 nucleotides long. RefSeq lists its product as uncharacterized. The record is from RefSeq and is a predicted model, not a curated record. NCBI's taxonomy places the organism in Eukaryota, Viridiplantae, Streptophyta, Magnoliopsida, Lamiales, Oleaceae. Bases 61 to 537 code for a protein of 158 amino acids. The transcript has a single exon.